Messenger RNA from Plutella xylostella (diamondback moth), 840 nucleotides. Lineage: Eukaryota; Metazoa; Arthropoda; Insecta; Lepidoptera; Plutellidae. The record is from RefSeq and is a predicted model, not a curated record.
AGGCAGAAUAAAAGAGAAUUGGCAAACAUCGAUGAAUUGAACAAGUGGGUAACAGAAAAAGCCGAACUUAAAGCUAAAUUGGAAGAAACAAAAAUGAAAGUAAUUGAUUUAGAGAUUGAAUUAAAUGAAUCAUCCUUGAUACUUUCUGAAAUACUCAAAAUAUCUAAUGGAAAGGAUGUAAGUCAAAUCAAGAAAAGUAAGAGCUUUUUUGAAUUGCAAAAGAGUGGUAAGGUAGUGAGUAGGUUAGACAAAUGUAACAGAUAUUCAAGAAGUGCUAACGACCUGAACUUGACAGACAGAGAAGAUAAUAACGAUAGCACGAGAACAGUUGAAAAGCUAGUUAGAAAAAUUACUGAGCUUACCAAAGAGAUGAAUAUUAAAAACUCCAAAAUAAUAGAACAACAGCGAUGCAUAUCAAUUUUAGAGGAUGCUUUAAGAGAAAAUAACAAUAUAGCGGAAUUUGAGCAGCUUUUGGCUGUAGUCCGAAGUAAAGAUGAAAGAAUCACUGAAUUAGAAAUGAUACUGAAUAAAAAAUCCGGAGCAACGAUGGCUGGAUACAAAAACAAAAGAAUUUUGGAGUUAGAAGAAGCGUUAAAAGAAUCUUUUAUGAUUGCUGCCGAGAGGGAAAAAGUUUUUUAUGAAGAGGAACAAAGGAGAAUCGAAACUUUGCAUAAGAUGAAGAAAAUGGAACAGAGGAUCAGGUCUCUGCAGAACGCGUCAGCUCUAAACUGUGCCACGUGUGGGCCGCUGCUGAGGAGGCUGAAGCACCUGCAGGGCAGCCUGACUCACUGCCAGGAGGCCCGGCUGACGCAGUGGAGCGAAAUCACGAAGAUUGUGUGA